Octopus sinensis (East Asian common octopus) is the source of this 2036-nucleotide messenger RNA. Its product is annotated as carnosine N-methyltransferase. Gene Ontology annotation, molecular function: S-adenosylmethionine-dependent methyltransferase activity. The transcript has 8 exons. The record is from RefSeq and is a predicted model, not a curated record. The coding region runs from base 71 to 1165 and encodes 364 amino acids. Lineage: Eukaryota; Metazoa; Mollusca; Cephalopoda; Octopoda; Octopodidae.
UUUUCAGUCGGCAAUUCGCUUUUCGUCCUACCGUUUACAACUUCUCUUCUGAAGUGAAUUAGCGUGAAGCAUGGCGGAAGAGAAUAAUGUUAAGGAUGCCGACGAGUUGGAGAAAGAACACUUCGUUAGGAUCGUGAACGCAUUUAAAUACUAUAGGUUGUAUUCCCUGAACCGCAUACGCAACACAGAACGGUACUAUGAUGAAUUACCAGAUCAUCAUCGGUCAAUUAUACCAAACUUCCGCGACCAUCUUGGCAAAGUUCGCAACUGCAUUGAAACCAAUUUCCAUCUCAUCAAACUCAUCAUUCAAAACACAGAACAUAUGUUCGAAAACAAGAACCACGGACCUGUUGAAAAUGGCGAGGAGGGUCUGCGGAAACACCCGCCUACAUCGUACGACAUGGAUAGAGUGAAGACAACCUUGAAGCAGUUUGUCAGAGAUUGGAGCGAGUCUGGCCGAAGUGAAAGAUCAGCCUGCUACGAUCCUGUUAUCAAAGAAAUCAGACGCAGAUUUCCACCCCAAAUUGACCCGUCUACUGUUUUUGUGCUGGUUCCUGGUGCUGGUCUUGGAAGAUUGGCAUAUGAACUGGCAAAGCUCGGAUACAGUUGUCAAGGCAACGAAUGGAGCUUAUUCAUGUUAUUUGCAUCUAACUUUGUACUGAACAAAUGUCGGGAAGCCAAUGCGCAUAAGCUUUAUCCAUGGAUCCACCAGUGGAUUAACAACAAAACUUCAGCUGACCAGAUUGAACCGGUCAGCUUUCCUGAUGUGAAUCCUGCUGAUCUCCCAGCCAAUUCCAAUUUUUCCAUGGCUGCUGGUGACUUUUUAGAAGUAUAUACGGAACCAAAUUCCUGGGACUGUGUUGCUACAGUAUUUUUCAUUGAUACUGCUCACAAUAUCAUAUCAUAUGUGGAGACAAUAUGGAGAAUCUUAAAACCUGGAGGUUUCUGGGUAAAUUUAGGGCCAUUGCUGUACCAUUUUUCAGACAUGCCAAAUGAAAGUUCCAUAGAACUGAGUUAUGAUGAUGUCAGACAGGUCAUUCUCCAGUAUGGAUUCCAGUUUGAGAAAGAAGAGACCGGUGUGAAAACGACAUACACCCAAAAUCCGAGAUCUAUGCUGCAGUAUCAAUAUGAAAGUGUGUUCUUUGUUGCUCGAAAACCAGCCUAAAAAAAAGCAAAACUACAAACAAACAAACACAAAACACUCAAUCUACAACUAAAGCCCCUCUUUCUAUCCAGUGAGGAUAAAAGCAAAAAGAAAAAAGAUAGCUACUUUUGAAGCAGGGUUCAAAUCUUACUUUGAGCUACACAGAUAAUUUUUUUAUAUACUUCAAAAAUUUUUACUGUGUUUUUAUUUUAUGUUUAAUUUUUAUUUUAUUUUAUUUAUUUAUUUAUUAUUAUUAUUAUUAUUUUUUUUUUCGGUGUGUUUGUGUAUGUGGGUGUGUGUGUGUAUCCUCAAACUUUAGCCAGCGGCAUAACAAGAAACUUAUGUUUUAAAGAAUUUUACAAGGAAUUAAAAGAAAAAAAACAAACAAACAAACAAACACAAAACACUCAAUCUACAACUAAAGCCCCUCUUUCUAUCCAGUGAGGAUAAAAGCAAAAAGAAAAAAGAUAGCUACUUUUGAAGCAGGGUUCAAAUCUUACUUUGAGCUACACAGAUAAUUUUUUUAUAUACUUCAAAAAUUUUUACUGUGUUUUUAUUUUAUGUUUAAUUUUUAUUUUAUUUUAUUUAUUUAUUUAUUAUUAUUAUUUUUUUUUCGGUGUGUUUGUGUAUGUGGGUGUGUGUGUGUAUCCUCAAACUUUAGCCAGCGGCAUAACAAGAAACUUAUGUUUUAAAGAAUUUUACAAGGAAUUAAAAGAAAAAAAACAAACAAACAAACAAACAAACAAAUGAAGAAAAUACUAAAAACAAAAAAUUGAAAUGAAAUGAAAUGCAUUACCCACAACAAAAUGCAAAGCAACCAGCCCCCCCCUUUGAAAACGAAACAAAAAAAAAAGAAAAAAAUGAAAUCAAAAAUUUUAAAAAAUAAAUAUAA